UUUCGUCAGAAAGGGUGCUGACUUCAGGUUCCUCAGUAUGGCUGAACACGAGGAGACCCAAGUUGCUGUCCCUCUGAUCGAAGACCAAGACAUGGCGGUUAUUCCUGUGCAAACAACGGAAAGGAGACUCUCUGCCGUUGUAUCCGUUAAUAACCAACAACUCCUCGUUGUGGGACUGGUGGAGCAGACGGCGAACCGUGUCGUUAUCCCUGACAGGAGCGACGAGGAACAGGCAGUGAUCGUGACGAAACGAGCCCGCAGUGUGACGGAGAACACACUAAUUAUCGCAUUAUCGGCUCUGUACGCCAAACUGCUGGUUGUCCUUGGAACGGUGUUCCCUGUGACAGAAGGUCUUGCACCCCAAGUUCCAGGAUCACUCUACCAGGGAUUCUACUUGUAUCUGUAUCUUGGCAGCAUCAUCUUCGUGUGUUUCCUGUACGCCAUGACGCUUAAGGAAAGAGCAGUUAAUAACAUAAUCAGCAGACACAGAAGAAAUGGAGUGGUGUGCCAAUGUCCGGCUUCCUGCUACAGGAGAGAAAUAGUGAGAUAUGGAAGCUUCUACCUGAGGCUUGGAGCAAUGGGGUUUGGUAUUGGAAGCAUGGUGUACUCCGGGCUCGAAUUUGGACAGUAUUUCGCAAAAGACUCUGAUUGCGACGACACGCUUCUGGUCUUCCGAUCCGGCACGAGGAUGCUACUCACACUCAUGCAGAUCCAGUUCAUGUUCCUCAACAACAAAGACAUGCAGAUGGGGCGGUACAUGCCUGUGGCGCGGUUCGGCCUGAUGCACAUGAUCGCUACGAACUUGUGUGAGUGGCUGUACGUCCUAGUGGAGGAGACAAAGCACGACAUUGAGCACCUGAGUCACCUCGAGCACGAGGAUCAUAUGGACGAAAACAACACAGAAGAUGGUUUCAACAAAACAGAGCUGCACCGUUUGAGGCGCAGCGGAUCUUCCCACCAUUGCUCUCGAACCAACAUCGUCGGCAUGUUGGUGCAAAAGUCCAGUCCCUACCUGUUCCCCUGCACCAUAGAAUACAGCCUGAUCUGCGCAGUGACUUUGUACGAGAUGUGGAAACAUAUCAAGAGCCCGCCACGUGUCAGAACAACCCACCACGUGUGUAAUCAAAGCAUGGGUCGAGACUACAGCAGCGGCAGUCUAGGUGGCCUACGCUCGGCUCACCACUUCACAGUAGAUUGUCACAGCUCCCACAAGGGACUGUGUGCCGGCAUCCUGGUGCUUGUCCUCACCAUCAUCAGUCUCGUACUCUUCCUGGUGUUGCACAGUGAAGAAGAAUACGUGAAGCUCGCUGUGUUUGAAGUCAGCUUGUGUGAGAUUUGCAUUUACCUUCUGUGCAUCCUGGCAGUACUGGUAUGCAUGCUCAGGAUCAGAAUACUUCCUGCAGAGACAAACAGGGGUCAUGGUAUGGGCCUGGACAACACUCUACUGGUCAUGUCACAGGCCGGAAUGUACGUCUAUUGCAUAUUUUCCAUUAUCGGAUUCAACUACGCGGAGGAAACGGACGUACCAGCCGGAGUGGUCAUUGAGAUCCUUGCUCUUACAGAAACAACAGCGCAGACAAUCCUAGUGCUUGAUGCAUCCAGUAGAAGGUGUAGGACAAAGGCCGACAAGAAACGCAAACCUGGCAGGCAACUGAUCACGUUCCUCAUUGUGGCCAAUGCCGCCAUGUGGAUGAUUAAUACUAUGCAGAAAGGGCAUGCUGAAUACAACCCAGAGCACCUCAAGUUCUUCGGUGUGUGGCCCUGGACAGUCAUCACCCACAUUUCUAUGCCGCUGGCCAUCUUCUACAGGUUCCACUCCACUAUCUGCCUCUUUGAGAUAUGGAAGGCAAGCUACAAACUCAAGCCAGAACAUUAAUAACACUGUUAUGCAUGGAUAAAGCUUUUAAUCUGUUGCUGCAGGGCCGGUGAAACUUAUAAAGUGUGUUUCGAUAUGCCGAAGGCAUAACACCGUUCAGCAGAAUGCACAAUAGUAUACCUAUACUCCUUUCCGUUCCUGUUUUCAGAUUAUUCAAGUUUUUAAACAAUUCAGUAUGCCCAAUUUUGGCCACCUGCUUGUGAAGCUCAUUGGAAACAAAAUUAAAAUAUAUGUUUACUAGCUCUGUUCAUCGGUUUACUACUGUAUCGUCUCAGCAUAGCUCGAUAUACGUCCGUUUAAUGCUCUUUUUUCUAAAUGAAACACGACGUACAAAAUCAGCUUUCAUAAGUACAUGUUAGCUUAACUAGGCCAUACAAACAUAUAUGUUGAAAGAAAUACACAUAGAGUUCAGUACUGCAAUUCCAUAUCGUUUCAGGAAUUAACAUAAUUUUACAUAUUUUCUCUGAACUCAUAUCAAUUUUUCAUUUAAGGUUUUCAAAUGAAAUGCAUAUAAAUACAUUUUCUAAAAUUGUUUUAAAAUAUCAAUUUGAUAGUUCUGAAAUAAAACACGAUAUAUCCAUUCUCAAAAUAAAAUAUUCUAAUUUGGUGGGAGCUAUAAGACCAAUUAUGCAAUCCAAAAAUAAGCUCUCAAAUAACAUGAAAGAGUUCUAUACGGGUUUGCCCUCAAAUCUGUACAGAGCUCGAAAGGAAACGACAACGAGGACAAUAUGUAACACAGACAAAGAGACCAAUAACGUAACUGAUUAAUCCCAUUUCAGUAUAGGUACAGUAUUUAACAACUCAAAGUGCUUCUCACAAUGUACAGACCUGGGAGGAUGACAGUAUCCUUUUAGACUAAAAUACUGCUCAGUAAGACCAAUAAUAAAGGCUUGACGAAGUUACGGAAUAUGCAAGUCCGGCUGGUGUGGCUUCUAUUUCCAAUCAAAAUUAAUCCGUCUCUUUGAAAUAAUAUCUAACUAUACUUUAAACACAGGAUAAUGCAUAAAGCACAAAUAAGAAAAAAUGAAUUUGGAACGAAGCAGAAGGACGUGAGUGUGACUAGCCUCGAGGUAAUAUCUCAUCAUUUACUUGGCGGGACUCAGAACAACACCAAAUACCUCAAUCAACAACUGGCUGGAGACCUUCAGAAAGUGAGGCAAUGAAAACAGCUACACUGCCAAAGCUAUUUCAUAUCUGUGAUACCUCAAAGCAAACUACACUAUCUGCCUGACGAAAACACAUUUUCAGUGCAUUUUCAUGAAGUUGGUUUGAAGAAACCGGAAGCCUGGUUGAGAAAUAUAAAAGUAUAUAUAUGAAAAUAGACAAAAGAAGUGAUGGAAGCAAGUAACUUGCUGCCUGCUUCAUAGUGGUUUCUAGCUUGGAUUGUUCUUCAGCCCUGCAGAUGGAGGCUAUGUUCCUGCAAAACAUCAGUUGAAUUUCACCAAGCUACAGGGCCAUGUAUCCCAGAAUACAGAACGCUAUAUGUGUUAAAAGGUUUACUCCAAUACAGCACAUACGUUUUGAAGUGUCUCCUCUCUGAAAAUGUGUAUUCCUCUAAAUUCUUUAUGUUAAUUUAUUGCAAAUAAAUAUCAAAUUCUCUUU
Molecule: messenger RNA, 3478 nt
Organism: Cryptotermes secundus
Lineage: Eukaryota; Metazoa; Arthropoda; Insecta; Blattodea; Kalotermitidae
Product: proton channel OtopLc
Exons: 11
Coding region: 38-1876 (612 amino acids)
Biological process (GO): proton transmembrane transport
Cellular component (GO): membrane
Molecular function (GO): proton channel activity
Source: RefSeq, a predicted model, not a curated record